AUGGAGAAACCUAGAGCCCUAGAAACACAAUUUAUUUGUAUAAAUUGUCUUAAUCCAUCGUCGUCACUUUAUACAGAAUAUAGUCGAGAUGUUAUUCGAAUGACUGAAUGUAUUUUGCAAUACAAAUCUGCUUAUCGUCACGUAUUAAUUAAUCUUAAUUUUAAAUCAUUUUUUCGAAUUAUUUUCAUUUUUCUCCUUUGUGACGCCUAUGAAGAUUGGAUAGAAAGGAAAUCAUUAGCGGAUCCUGUAAGGAUUUUUUAUGAUUUGGAAUGGACUUUUUAUGAAUGUCUUUUAAAAAGUUUAGUUGAAUUUUUGGUUUAUUCAAUUUCUAUUUAUUUAUUAAUUAAUUUAUUAAUUCAAAUAAAACAAAUAAAGCCUAAAAUCAAGAAAUUUCUUCUCAAAACAAACAAAAAUUAUUUUGUUUUUUCUUUUGAAUGUGCUUUAAUUAGUUUUUACGGAAAUUUAUUUAUUGUUUUUUCAAUUAUUUGGAAAUUAAAUGGACAAUAUUUUCAUAAACUGCUUACACAAUCUUUUUUAUUUAUUUCACAUUUACAAAUUCAAAAAGCCCUUUAUCCUGAAUUUGGUUUUUGGAAUAUUUUAGCAAUUUUAAUUAGUAUUUUAUUUCAAUUUGUAGCAGGAUAUUUUACACAAAAAUAUAUCAAAAUGUUUACAAACACGUUUUAUUAA
Messenger RNA from Meloidogyne enterolobii, 687 nucleotides. The record is from the annotation of a GenBank genome assembly. Lineage: Eukaryota; Metazoa; Nematoda; Chromadorea; Rhabditida; Meloidogynidae.